GGGGUGAAAGGCUUCGAGCUGACUGGCCGGUUCACAGGAACCAGAGCUACUGGUAUGGGUCUAACAGCAUCAUCACUUGAUUAACGCCAAAUCAGAAAAAAAGAAGAUAAAAUAUGUACCAUGCCCAAAGGAAAGGGAGCCAAAGGGACAAAGGUGACCCUCAAGAUUGCCAAAAAGGCAAUACGGAUGACACCAGAUGGACGGCGGAGACUCACCCUUAGCAACAUGGGUAUAACCAUCUUCCCAAAGUGUCUCCUCAAACUGACCAAUGUGGAUGAGUUGGACCUCAGCCGCAACCUGAUACAGAAACUCCCAGAAAACAUUGGGAACUUCUCGUCACUCAGGUGGCUAGAUCUACACAGCAACAAGCUGGAGUUUGUGCCAGAGUCCAUCGGGAACCUGGUGGGACUGACCUACCUCAACCUCUCCAACAACCACCUAACCUCUGCGGGUUUACCCUCCACACUGGGUUUUCUCACUAGUCUGAAGUGUCUCAAUCUGGGGAUGAACCAGCUGGACACCCUGCCUCCUACUAUGGUGGCUCUGGGCAGUCUCCAAGAGUUAGGUCUGUUUGAUAACCUCUUCAUUAACCUACCAGAAUUUCUGAAUGUCCUACAAAACCUCACUAAGGUGAACAUAAAACGAAAUCCCCUAUCGUAUGUUCAGGGAGAUGGCGAGGGAAUGCUGAAGGAAAAAUCAGAACCACAGGAAGAUGUAUACCUGGUACAUGAGAGCAGCCUGUGUAGGACAUGUCUUAAAAGAUGUAAAGAGCAGAAGAAAAAGUUUACGAGCGGAGCAGGAGGAGAAGGAGGAGGAGAUGAUAUGUUUGAGGAGAAAAGGAUAAGGACUUAUGCAGGGCUGAUAGUGCCAAACUCGGUGGCUAGACUCAAUCAGGAUGUGUGGAGAAUCAGACAGGGGGGACAAGAGACAGUCAAAUGA
Toxotes jaculatrix (banded archerfish) is the source of this 939-nucleotide messenger RNA. RefSeq names its product leucine rich repeat containing 18a (gene lrrc18a). Bases 121 to 939 code for a protein of 272 amino acids. Gene Ontology annotation, molecular function: protein binding. The record is from RefSeq and is a predicted model, not a curated record. The transcript is spliced from 2 exons. Lineage: Eukaryota; Metazoa; Chordata; Actinopteri; Toxotidae.